This is a messenger RNA of Carica papaya (papaya), 486 nucleotides long. Lineage: Eukaryota; Viridiplantae; Streptophyta; Magnoliopsida; Brassicales; Caricaceae. The record is from RefSeq and is a predicted model, not a curated record.
ACCGCACCAGAACCACCAAGAGCAAACCUAACAAUGUCGAAGUCUUUCACAUCUACUCUCCUCAUCAUAAACGUCUCCCUUGCAGCGAUGAUCACGAUCAUCUCCAUUCGAACGGUCGACGGCGGUGGCGGCGACAACAGGCUGAGCAGUUGGGAAGUUCUCGGCAAAGACAGCUGUCGGGGCUCCAUGGCUGAGUGCGUGAACGGUGAAGAUGAAGAACUCGAGCUUAUGAUGAAUAGAGAGAUCAAACGGAGAGUAUUAGCAACUUCACAGUACAUAAGCUACGACUCGCUGCAGCGUAACUCGGUGCCAUGCUCUCAGAGAGGUGCGUCAUACUACAACUGCCAGCAAGGUGCUCAGGCUAAUCCUUAUACCAGAGGUUGCACCGCCAUUACUCGUUGCCGGAGUAGUUAAGCUGCUGCUGCUGCUGCUUCUUCUUCUGCUUCGAUUUAAUAUAGAAACACGAUAGUAAUAUGAUUAUAACUA